GUUUAGCCCCAUUUUUUGUUUGUUUGUUUGUUUUAGAUAAGGAAGCUUAGAGGGGUUAAUUAACUCAUUAAAACUCAUAUACGUUAUAAGUAGCUGGGUCAUAAUGUGAACCCAGAUAUUUGUCUGAUUUCAAAACUGUGCUUAUAAUUAUUAUACUAGACUUCCUUCAGACUAUUGAAAACAAUAAAUACUUUCUGAUAUUAUAGAAUGGAUCAAUUACAAUUUAAUGCAAGUCACAUUGCUGUGCUCAUUCAUAAAUAAAAGAUGACAUUUUGUGUUGAUUGACUGUUACACAGGGGUGUCAGUCUUUUCUCCACAGCUUGGUACAUGAACUGUACCUGUUGAACUGAUAUAGAAGGUGAACAUCAUUGUCAUAGUUUUGUGGGUAUCUGGCAAGAUUUCUGACAUUGCUGUAAUUCCCAGUGGUGAAGCUAGUGUUAAGGAUCCCAUUUCUGGUGAUUCAGCAGGAGGACUUGGCUGCCCAAGAUGUCAAUAGCUGAUGGAAGGCAGAUAGUACUGGGAAGAGGUCAUGGCUGUGGGAUGAGACAGCACUGUUUCUCGGAUAAUUCUGGCACUCUCAUACUGUUUAUUGAUCCCCCACCCCGGUGUUCUUCCUGUAACUUUCCUCUGAUGUCUGACUUCUCUUAACUUCUACCUACAUAGAUUAGGGAUAAGUAGAGUAUUUUACUCACCUAUUUGGUGAUGGAUGGGUGAUAUACUAUGACUGUAAAAAGGAAGAUAUGUUCUGAAAUUGUCCAUUACCAGAUAAACCAGUAGGACUUAGGACAUAUCUCCUAAAGAUUGUAGUCCCUAAAUUCCUGAACUGGACUUACUGAAUUUUGACAGAGGAAUUAUUGCACAGAUAUUUAAUUCAUACAAAAGGAUACAAACCCAGACUAUGAUAAUUUACUUUUCUUUUGCAGGAAGGAUGCCAAUUCUGCACUUCUCAGUAACUAUGAGGUGUUCCAGUUACUAACUGAUCUGAAAGAACAGCGUAAAGAGAGUGGAAAGAAUAAACACAGUUCUGGGCAACAGAACUUGAAUACUAUCACCUAUGAAAGCUGAAAAACUUCAGCUGCUGAAUCAUAGGCCUAUGACUGCCGUUGAGAUCCAGCUGAUGGUGGAAGAGAGUGAAGAACGGCUCACAGAGGAGCAGAUCGAAGCGCUUCUCCACACUGUCACAAGCAUUCUGCCUGCAGGACCAGAGGCUGAGCAGAAGAAAACUACCGACUAUGACGUGGUAAUGGAGGAAGAAGACCCAGCAUAGACGAGCACAGCUCGGCCAAGCAGCUCAUGAAGCUGUUUUUCAGACAUAGAGGAUUGUUUGUUUAGUUUUACUCUCUACCCCACCAGACCUGAUUUCAUGGUUAGUUGGGUAAAUCACAAAAAUAAGCCUUUCUCAAAAAUCAGCUGAAAAGAAAUACUUUGCCUUCGGGAGAAGAAACAUGGUGAAGACAGGCUGAGGUUGCCAGGGCAGAGAGCUAAAGAGAGGAGGGCAGAGUCAAAGAGAACAGUGACUGCGGAGCCGCCUGCGGUACAGAUAUUUCUGCUGUGGCCUUUGCCACAGUUGUGGGAAAGUCUUUUAUACACAGCUAGUAAAAUACUUGGGUUGCCUUUGAUUAGUAGGGCUGUGUCCUACUAAUUAGCUUCAUCUCCUUCCCUAGGAACUUUCCAAGCCGGGGCGUAGAGUGCUGUUGGGAUGAGAACCGAGUUAGUAGAAUCCAGUUAGAUAGCUAGAAACUCCCAGAGCAGCUCUAGGUUAAAAUGAGCCACUGAACUUGGCUCACCUUAGAGGAAUCUUUUCCUCGAGAACAGAGAUAAGACAAGAACAGGUCUGCUAACUCUUCAUCCGGUCUAAAGGCCCUUUUCCUCUAUGGCCUGGGCUUUGUGUUUGGGCACAGCUUAUUCCCGUUGUAAAGAGGCACUGCAGACUGAAUGACUGGCAACAGAAAUGCAGUGUUGGUGGCCUUUCUGACUGCCCUCAAUUUCUUACCCUGGGCAGGUGCCUCCUGUUGAGACCAGGUGAGCUUCAUUUACACAAUGGGCAAAUUAUUUGCAUCUUUAAAAAGGGCACAAUUAUGUACCUCUUUUUAUAGUCAGAAUAUGUAAGAACUAGAGGUUGAUUAAUAAGAAUUUGAACUUACUGGCUGUUGCGGGGUUGUUUCAGUUUUUAAAAAUUUAAGUAUUAAGGUAAUUACCAGGUGAAGAGCUUGUUAAUAUUUAAGCAUUGAGAGUUUAGUAGCUCCCAAUCUGUGGUUGCCUUUGGUCCUAGGAAUAUUGAAAAAUAUCUAAUUUCCCACAUUUACUCUGCUCCCUAUUUGGGGAAUAAAAUGCCCAUAGACAUUAAUUUUCCAAAUUCGCACUUAUUUUGUUGUAAGAUUGUAUAUUUUCAGUGCUGACUGUUAAUUGGAUUACUUCCCACUCCCUUGUGAUUUCCAGGCUUUCCUUUUCUACCUCCUCUCCUCUCCCAGUUGUGAUUUUGUCAGUCUUAACCUUAUCUAAGGAUCAAGGGACACCUGCUUAUAGGCAGCUGUUGAACAGGACAUUUAUUUUUAAAUCUUUCUUGAGUAUUGGGAAUUUUACCAGGGGCUGUUGAUUUAUUAGUCAAAUCAUUGUGUGCCUAUGUAUUGUUUCAUCUCAACCCUGAGUGUGUUAGAUUCUUUUGCUUGAUGGAUUAGAGCUUAAUUCAUUUAAUAAUAAAUUGUUUCCAGGUGACUGCCAA
Messenger RNA from Miniopterus natalensis, 2722 nucleotides. RefSeq names its product CGRP receptor component (gene CRCP). The record is from RefSeq and is a predicted model, not a curated record. Gene Ontology annotation, cellular component: RNA polymerase III complex. Gene Ontology annotation, biological process: transcription initiation at RNA polymerase III promoter. Lineage: Eukaryota; Metazoa; Chordata; Mammalia; Chiroptera; Miniopteridae. Gene Ontology annotation, molecular function: nucleotide binding.